AUGAAGCUUAACACCCGGCCAGUCAUUCUCGUGGGCCUCUUGGCCCCCCUCGCAUUCACCGCGCCCGUCGAGUUCAAAGCCGAUGCUAACGCUGGCGCGCAUACUUCGCUCACCUCGCGGGCGGAUCCAUGUACUCCGUCGCUGACGGACACAUAUGUAUUCAAAGACUCCAUGAAGACAUUCCUGAAGCACCGCAACGCCAAAGACCCAUCAUGCUUCGACUGGAGCUCCGAUAACUGCAGCAGCUCACCGGACAAGCCCAUCGGCUUCAACUUCAUUCCGUCAUGCCAGCGCCAUGACUUCGGUUACCGCAAUGCGAAAAAGCAGAACCGUUUCGACGAGGCAUUACGGAAGCGGAUUGACGAUCAGUUCAAGAGCGAUCUGUACGAGGAGUGUAGUCAAUACGAUGGGUCAAAGAGCUGGAAGGGUGUGCAUUGUAGGAGGAUUGCAGAUCUGUACUACGCAGCUGUGCGCAGGUGCGGAGAUGGAAACUGUCUCGACGAGGCUUAG
This is a messenger RNA of Coccidioides immitis RS, 510 nucleotides long. Its product is annotated as secretory phospholipase A2. The coding region runs from base 1 to 510 and encodes 169 amino acids. Lineage: Eukaryota; Fungi; Ascomycota; Eurotiomycetes; Onygenales; Onygenaceae. The record is from RefSeq and is a predicted model, not a curated record. Gene Ontology annotation, biological process: arachidonate secretion; phospholipid metabolic process. Gene Ontology annotation, molecular function: A2-type glycerophospholipase activity. The transcript has a single exon.